GAUUUAGCAACACUGGCACCGGGUUUCUGUGUUGUCGUGCGAGGGCGAGAAACAGGGAGCUUUGCCCAGGGUAGGGCUUCGUUGGCUGAGCGGUGGAAAGUCCUUGGGGCUUUAGGACACGACAAUCAUGCCGACAAUCAAGACCUUCGACUUCUACCGAAAAAUCCCUUUGGAUUUGACGGAAACAACACUGCAGGGAGCGGUGAUGUCUGGGUGUGCGCUGUUUUGCAUGCUCAUCUUGUUCCUGUGCGAGCUGCGAGCGUUCCUCACGCCGGAGGUUUACACCACAGUCGCCAUCGACAGCAACCAAGAUUCGAAGCUGCGCAUCAACUUUAACAUCACAAUGCUGGCGCUGCCGUGCGACUACGCUAGCGUCGACGUGCUAGACCUCCUGGGCACCAACAAGGUCAACAUGACCCAGAACAUCGUCAAGUGGCACACAGACGAGAACGGCGUGAAGCGAGAGUUCCACGGGAGGAAUAAGGCGCAGGAGAUGGUCAAGCACGACGACCACCACCGCGACCUUGACUUGGCGCACGAGGACGGAGAGCACGCGGUGCCGCUCACGAGCUCCAACUUCAAGGAUUUCAUCCAGGGCAACGACAACGUCAUGGUGGACUUUUUCGCUCCGUGGUGUGUGUGGUGCAUCAAGCUGGCGCCAACUUGGGAGGCCUUUGCGGAGGAGGUCGAAAGGGAUGCGUCGUUGAACGGGAAGCUCAUGGUGGCAAAGGUGGACUGUGUGGAGGAGCGAGAACUGUGCUCUACGCAAAACCUCAUGGCUUUCCCCACCAUCCGAUACUUCAAGGGUGGUGUGCAAGAUGGCACGGACUACUCCAAGGAUCGUUCCGUGACUUCUCUUGUGCAGUACGCCCAAGCUAAGGUUGGAGGAGAUGAGAAGGCCUUGAGAAGGUAUGGCCGACUCAAGCAGGACUAUCCCGGGUGCCAGCUAUCCGGCUUCAUCAUGGUGAACCGCGUGCCAGGAAAUUUCCACAUCGAGGCCCGGUCGGCGCUGCACAGCAUCGACCCUACCGCUGCCAACAUCAGCCAUGUGGUUAAAACCCUCAAGUUCGGGACCCAGGUCCCCGUUAGGGGUCGGCGGGUGAUAGAGUCAGGAGUGGAACUGGAAGGCCUUCCCGCCCUCGAGGACAGGGUUUAUUCCAUCGACAGCCUCCACACCGCUCCACACCACUACAUCAAGGUGGUGUCGACGUUCGUGGGGGGUCUUGCUAAAACAGACAACCUGCAGUACCAGAUGAUGGUCUCCAGCCAGACCAUGCCCUACGAACAGGACCAGGUGCCGGAGGCGAAGUUCAGCUACGACCUGAGCCCCAUGAGCGUACACAUCAAGCAGCGGCGUCGCAAGUGGUACGACUUCUUGACAUCGGUGCUGGCCAUCGUGGGGGGCACCUUCACCGUGGUCGGCGUCCUAGACAACAUCCUUUUCCGGGUGGUGAAGCAGAAGAAGAUCUAGGUAUUUUCGUCAUCUCCGUCGUCCGUCUAAACUAUGACGUCACACGGUGCUCGGGGCAGAGAGGGAGGAACCAUAGCAGCAGUUGUUCUCCGUACCUUGGUGCCAUCGGAGACGUGUAGGUAGCACUUUUGUCGCGCUCUUUUUAGAAGGAAAGUUGGGCCGGACCGACGCAAGAAAAUCGAUACCCCCGAAAACCGUUUUUCACAAGAGAACGUGGGAUUCAUUGUGUGGUGUCCUGCGCGAGCGAGGUUUGGUCGGGAUCCUUUGCGGAAAAACCGUGGUACAUUCAUUGCCUUGAGCUUAACAAAACGUUGAGGUCAGUUAUUCCUGGUGCUUGACACCGUACGGGAUACGGGAUACGGGGGUUGGGGGGGACACCCGCCUGUUGGGGGGCUUUUAUUUCGUAGAGCGUAGUUGCUCGGGCGGGGCCCUGAAAUAUGCCUAUCAAGUCUGUCUUUGUAUUGUUCUGUGAGCUCCGAAGAUGUAUAAUUUUUUGUGUGUUCUGCAGACACCUCCUGCUCCCUCCUUUUUUUGCCGCGUUGAAGGCCUGUGGCGGACUGCAGGUCGGGGUCGCUCAGCUCGCUGAGCGCGAUGCACGACGGAGACAUGCGUCCAAACAAUGCGCUGCUUGCUUGUGACAUUGGAGUGACAGGGAGCGGGCUCUUGGUUGACCACGCAGUUUUUGUCGAAAUAAGGAUUUUUUUUUUUUUUCGCACUCACUCGCGUACGGAACCAUGGUGGAAUUUGGGACAGGCGAUUAUUGUUGUCCUUUGGUCUCUCCUGCUACUGCAAUCUAGCGCAUGAUUCAGGCUCUGCGACACAACUAUUAUACCAUAAGACGCUGUUUAUUUUGUUGUGCUUGGCCCUCUUCGUGACCCUUCAUGAGAAACAUCGAGACACGAGGAGUCAACCUUCUUGCACCCGGUGCGCUCGUGCAUGACAUGAUUCGCGUAUUGUAUUCUACAGAAGUAUGCGCAUAAUGUACAAGAAGAUUUGAAGUUUUUC
This is a messenger RNA of Ectocarpus siliculosus, 2476 nucleotides long. The record is from the annotation of a GenBank genome assembly. Lineage: Eukaryota; Phaeophyceae; Ectocarpales; Ectocarpaceae.